AUGUAAAUAUUGGUUGUUUACUGCUCUUAGAACCUCUGGAAUGGAGUUUUUGCCGGAAACCUUUGCAACGUGACUGCAGCUGGACCUUUGCUUUGUUAAUAUCUCUGUGACCACAAUCACCCCAUCUUUGGAUGCUGCAGGUGGCAGGCAUUCUGCUCUGAGUUCUCUCUAGAGAAAGAACCUGAUCCCAGUAACAAUGACUUCAAGACGACCGGAAGUGCCUGCCCUCGAACCCACGGGGCUUCUAGGCAAGAUGUCCCUGCCCAUUGGGAUGCACCGUAGGGCCUUCAGCUAUGACGAUGCCCUCGACAACCCCAUGACGCCGCCUCCCUCUGACAUGGGGAAACUGCCCUGGAAGCCAGUGGUGCCCGAGCACAAGUACCACAACCACCAGCAGAUGGAACAGGGACGCCCUGGUAUUUCCUCCCCCACCAUCACCGUUUCUUCAGCUACUGACAAUCCUGACCAGGUCCCCGUCGUGAAAGCCAAGGCCACACAUGUCAUUAUGAACUCUCUGAUCACAAAGCAGACACAGGAGAGCAUCCAGCGCUUUGAGCAGCAAGCAGGCCUGAGAGAGGCAGGGUACACACCCCACAAAGGCCUCACCACUGAGGAGACCAAGUAUCUGCGCAUGGCUGAGGCACUGCAUAAACUGAAGCUGCAGAGUGGUGAGAGGACCCCCGAGGAGAAGUCAGGCUCAGCCCAGUCCACCCCAAGCAGCACCCCAAACUCCUCCCCUCGACCCAAGUCCAGAGGCUGGUUCUCUUCAGGAGUGUCUCCUGCCUUACCUGGCCCUAAUCCCAGCCCCACAGACAGUGCAAGCGGGGAAAAGGACAAAUGGAGCCUCUUUACACCUAGAACCCUUCAGAGGUCUGAAUCGGCAGGAGCUUUCGCCACUCAGCCCUACCGAGGCCAGAAGACUUCACCCAUGGAUUUGAUCCGGGGCCCAGCCACCUGCAUGGCCGGAGACACCUCCACCUUGAAGCCACCCAAGCUGGACCUUCCAGGGAUGGACGCAAAGAAACAACAUCCUCGAACCCACAAUAUCAAACCCCGGGACUUGAAUGUGUUCACACCCACUGGCUUCUAGAGCUUUCUCUGCCAGGGCACUCCAGACAUGGUUAGGAGGGAGUGUCUUACGCCCAUCUUGCCCCUCCACGUUAGUUCUCACUAGCAAACUAGGCUUCCGGGCAGUUUUGAACAAACCUAUGUUGAGGCAAGAGUUGGAGACACUUGGGUUUGGAGUGUGGUGAAGAAGCCAUGUUAGAUACCAGCAAAUGGCAGAAUCAGAGGGCUGGGGGCUGGAGUGAUAGCACAGCAGUGGAGCGUCUGCAGCCAACCUGGGUUCAAUGCCCGGCAUCCCAUAUGGUCCCCCAAGCCUACCGAGAGUGAUUUCUGAGUUUCACCAGGUGUGGCCUCAAACAGAUAAAAACAGACAAAAUCUAUUUGCUGUUGCUGGGGUGAGAAUGGGGGAA
This is a messenger RNA of Suncus etruscus (white-toothed pygmy shrew), 1475 nucleotides long. RefSeq names its product KIAA1191 ortholog. The transcript has 8 exons. NCBI's taxonomy places the organism in Eukaryota, Metazoa, Chordata, Mammalia, Eulipotyphla, Soricidae. Gene Ontology annotation, cellular component: cytoplasm. The coding region runs from base 197 to 1090 and encodes 297 amino acids. The record is from RefSeq and is a predicted model, not a curated record.